This is a messenger RNA of Apis mellifera (honey bee), 1723 nucleotides long. Its product is annotated as ethanolaminephosphotransferase 1. NCBI's taxonomy places the organism in Eukaryota, Metazoa, Arthropoda, Insecta, Hymenoptera, Apidae. Gene Ontology annotation, molecular function: ethanolaminephosphotransferase activity. The transcript is spliced from 8 exons. The record is from RefSeq and is a predicted model, not a curated record. Bases 409 to 1584 code for a protein of 391 amino acids. Gene Ontology annotation, cellular component: endoplasmic reticulum membrane; Golgi apparatus. Gene Ontology annotation, biological process: phosphatidylethanolamine biosynthetic process.
CUUUCAAAUCAAUUUAAAAAUAAAUAACCAUCAAUACGCAGUUUCAUAGAUAAAAUUUCAUUUUAUUGUUCGCUUUUAAUUUCAUUUAAAUUGAUUGUGGUUUUACAUGACAAAUACGUGAGAAUUAGCCUUCAGAAAUUCCGCAUACCGAAAUGAAAUCACUUUUGAAUAUAUAUUGUUCACAUAAAUCGAUGUUACUAUGAAUUGACGCUUACCAAACCAUGAUACAGCAAGCACGUGCUUUGUGAAAAUACAAGUUUCUGUAUCUGUAUACUUAUAACCUAGAUACAUGAACAAUAUUUUGGGAGAAUAACAUUUCGAUGAAGUGAAAUAGAAUUAAUUGAUUCCAUAGUAGGAUUGAAGUACGUCUUUUUGAAACAUAGUGGUUAGACGCAUUUUCGCAUUACAAUGUAUCAGAAAUUAAGUUUUGAAGUCGAAUACCUUACUGAGCAACAUCUUACCGGCUUCGAAACUUAUAAAUAUAGCUCAGUGGAUACAAGUCCUCUUAGUGUAUACAUUAUGCAUCCAUUUUGGAAUAAAGUAGUUCAUUAUUGUCCAAAAUGGGUUGCUCCAAAUGUAUUAACUUUCUUUGGAUUUCUUUUUACUGUGUUCAAUUUUACAUUAUUUGCAUUUUAUGAUUAUUAUUUAUAUGCAUCAAGUGAUGAUAAAUUACAAUAUCCUCCUAUACCAAGAUGGGUCUUUGCCUUAGGUGCAUUCAAUGUAUUUAUGGCAUAUACUCUUGAUGGUAUUGAUGGGAAACAAGCACGACGUACACAAACAUCUGGACCUUUAGGAGAAUUAUUUGAUCACGGAUUAGACAGUUGGACAACAAUGCUUAUUAGUGUUUGUAUGUUUUCUGUCUUUGGACGGACAGAUUUUAGUGUAUCACCAUUAAGAAUGUAUUUCAUCUUAUGGAAUGUGUUUAUCAGUUUCUAUUUGACUCAUUGGGAAAAAUAUAAUACAGGGGUAUUAUUCCUUCCUUGGGGAUAUGACCUAUCUAUGGUAGGUACUAUUAUUGUUUUUAUCAUAUCUAGUAUAGGUGGACAUAGAACUUGGAAAAUUGUUUUUCCUGGUGGUAUACCAGUAGGAGUGAUGUUUGAAAUAUUACUUUAUGUUACUGCGAUUGUAUCUAGUUUACCUGUGGUAUUGUGGAAUAUAUACAAAUCAUAUAGAGAUAAAACUGGUAAAAUGCGAACAUUUGUAGAUGCUAUAAGACCUUUAUUGCCUUUAGCAGUACUCUUUAUGAUUUCAACAAUUUGGAUAGUCCAUUCACCUAGUAAUAUCAUAGAAAAAGAUCCCAGAAUAAUUUUUUUAGCAAUUGGAACUAUCUUUUCAAAUAUAUGUUGUCGUUUAAUUGUAUCACAAAUGAGCAAUACUAGAUGUGAACUAUUAUCAUGGAUACUACUACCUAUAGCAGUUGCAGCAGUGUUUUCAUUUAUCUUACCUAACAUAGAUCUAGUGUUUACAUAUAUUCUUGCUAUUAUAGCUUUAUUAGCACAUAUUCAUUAUGGAACAUGUGUGGUACGUCAAAUGUGUCGUCAUUUUCGUAUUUAUACAUUCCGUAUUAAAGAUCGUACAGACUGACUACUUGCUGACGAUACAUGUUAAAAACGAAGAAAUAUGAACAAACGGUCGGAAAGAGCUACGAACGAGUAAGUAUAGAGCAGAAAGAAACUUUGAAAUUAUGAUUAAUAAGAAAAAAAUGCGUUUUGGUUAUAUAUAU